CUUUGAGAGAGACACUGGGAAAGGAAGGAGAUGUAAUAAUUUAAGGCGUUAAAAUAUAAUUUUUUCUAACAGUAAGGUUUUUGAAUUUGGUUUCUCAUCUAUGCUUUUCCUGCAGCAUUUUGCAACAAAAGUGGCUAUGGAAUGUUUGGAAGCUUGUUCUGAUUAGAAUCCAAAUUACAAUUCUUUAGGGCUCGUAAACACCCUCACCUUUCCCCCUGUUAUACCUUCAUACAGCAAAGCCUGAGAAAACAAUAUCUUAACAGUUAAGUCGAGGGUUUAGACAAGUUACUUCCUCCAACACCCAAGCCAGAUGCCAGGAAGAGAUGACGCCUGCGCAGAGGAGGCUUGAGAACCUAGGAUGGGUGACGCUUGCGCAGAGGAAGACUAGGGGAGAGAAGGCGGGCGACGCCUGCGUGGGGAUUCGCCGAGGAAAGUUCCGGUUCCGGUUCCGCUGCGGCACUUGUCCUUGAUUAGAGUUCGGUUGUUGCAGUUGGUGGAGAGCUGAAGCUGUCAAAAUGCUACGGAACUUUCUGGCUCUUCGCCAGAUUUCCCAGAGGACUACAAAUGUUGCCCCUGUCAGGCAGUUUAAAAACAAGGUUCCAGAAAAACAAAAGCUAUUCCAGGAGGAUGAUAGCAUUCCAGUGCAUCUAAAAGGUGGGGUAGGAGAUGCCCUACUGUAUAGAGCCACCAUGUUGUUUUCAGUUGCUGGAACACUUUAUGCCCUUUAUCAACUGGGCAUGGCUUCAUUUCCCAAGAAACAGAAUUGAUUCAAGUUUGCCUCCAUGGGAAUAAGUUGAUUCAACUUCAUGCAGCUUUCCAGGGAACAAUAGCUGAGUUCAUUUUGGGGAUCAAUAUUUAUUGAACUGUACUAACUGCAAUCAAUAAAGCAGUUUUACCUUC
Molecule: messenger RNA, 900 nt
Organism: Monodelphis domestica (gray short-tailed opossum)
Lineage: Eukaryota; Metazoa; Chordata; Mammalia; Didelphimorphia; Didelphidae
Gene: COX7A2
Product: cytochrome c oxidase subunit 7A2
Biological process (GO): mitochondrial respirasome assembly; regulation of oxidative phosphorylation; mitochondrial electron transport, cytochrome c to oxygen
Cellular component (GO): respiratory chain complex IV
Source: RefSeq, a predicted model, not a curated record